Molecule: messenger RNA, 227 nt
Organism: Ambispora leptoticha
Lineage: Eukaryota; Fungi; Glomeromycota; Glomeromycetes; Archaeosporales; Ambisporaceae
Source: the annotation of a GenBank genome assembly
UGAAACUAUUUGGUGAAUAUGAUCCAGAAGGAGAUCGAUACAUACGCGAUCCGUAUUACGGCGGAUUAAACGGUUUCGAGAGAAAUUUUCAGCAAAAGGAAACUAAACCAGUCAGUGGACCAUCGGUUCACUUUCACCAAGUUACGGCGGAUAACUCGGUGAUUGGGAUCAAUAGUGGAUCUUUCGGGGUUAAUAUCAUAUCAAAAAGAGAUAAAGAGGAUGAAAAG